CGAGUCCAGCGCACGGAGGUGAACAUGUCUUCAAGAUACUCGGCCAACCAGUAUGAAAAUGCCUUCAAGUCCCAGAGGCUUCAGAACUGGUGCCAGCCAAAGCAAAGAGGGAAAGAGAGACCUUCAGCCAAACUGGGACACACGAGCUUCAUAGUGGACGACCGAGGACAUCUGCUCCCAGGGAGAAAGCAGAGGGACAGUUCUUGGCCGGACUUUAAGGGCACGUGGGACCUUCCGUCUCGGAUCCCUGCCCCCGGCUUCUGCCCCACAGCGCGCUCCCAGCAGGGCCUGGAGCGCCUCACAGCAUGGGGCUUCAUCACUGACACCGCACAGACACCAGGGGGCACCAGACGCACAGAGGGCCGCACAGAGGAGGAGGAGGAGGAGGGCAGGAGGAGCAGAGAGCAGCCGCAGCAGGAGAAAGUAGAGGCUGUGCAGUUGGAGAACACUAAACAAACCAAGACAACAGACCCAGACCCAAGACCCUCCAGUGCAGCAGAGAGAGAGGGGACUCCAACCCAAAAGCUCCUCGCUACAGGGCCACGCUCUGCCGUCAACACGCCGCACGCUCAACCUGCACACCACGUGAACAUGUGCGAAUAA
Messenger RNA from Boleophthalmus pectinirostris (great blue-spotted mudskipper), 603 nucleotides. RefSeq names its product cilia and flagella associated protein 126 (gene cfap126). NCBI's taxonomy places the organism in Eukaryota, Metazoa, Chordata, Actinopteri, Gobiiformes, Gobiidae. Gene Ontology annotation, cellular component: ciliary basal body. The record is from RefSeq and is a predicted model, not a curated record. Gene Ontology annotation, biological process: cilium organization. The transcript has 5 exons. The coding region runs from base 25 to 603 and encodes 192 amino acids.